UGCCUUCACCAGGAUCCCCUCCGCUCGGGACCUCCUCACGCCCCCUCAAACCGUCAGGGAGCCGCUGAUCGCCCUCCUCCCUCCCUCCCUUCCUCUCCUUUCAGAGCUCAGCCAGCGGCGCAUUAGGAUGAAAGUUCGGUGAGCAGCGAUGAUUUUGAUAUGAGUGACACCACAUGGAUUUCAGCUGACCAGUGUGUGAACUCUGAUUUAAGCCCCAGUCAAGAGGAAAGAAUGCACAGCCCGCAGAAUCUGCAUAAUCAGGAAUAUGAUGAUUCAUCUUCAGAAUGCUAUAGUGGCUCCACUACCCUGAAUCCUGCAACAUCAAACAGUACACAGGGAGACAACACGUUCCCAGAAAUAAAUGGAAACAGCUCCACUGGCUUGGACUACAGUGCUAGCCCAGAGGACCAGCCAGUCAACCUCAGCGAGCGGCUUCAACCUGGUCAAAUGGAUAAUGGCAGUACAGAUGGGCAAAGAAACCGGGUCAAAUACACUGGAAAAGCAACAUCUGAUAUCAGAUUGAACAGGGACACAAGAGAAUAUGGGAGUAAGUCUCCACCCUACAGCUCAGGAAGUUACGACUCUGGCAGAAAUGAGCUUUCAGGAAGUUGCCCAGAGGACCUGUCAAUCAGCAGGGGUGGGGACGACGAUGAUGACGAUCAUGAUGACCAUGAAGACAAUGAGAAGAUCAAUGACUCUGAGGGAAUGGAUCCUGAGCGGCUGAAGGCCUUCAAUAUGUUUGUGAGGCUGUUUGUUGAUGAAAAUCUUGACCGAAUGGUUCCCAUUUCAAAACAGCCCAAAGAAAAGAUUCAAGCUAUCAUUGAGUCAUGCAGCCGACAGUUCCCUGAAUUUCAGGAGCGAGCCCGGAAGCGCAUUCGCACUUACCUCAAAUCCUGCAGGCGAAUGAAAAAAAACGGCAUUGAACUGGCGUCUCGCCUACAUGCCUCCUCUUUCAGACAGGAGGACAGGGAAGAGGGAGCCUCCAAUUUCUUCGUGACUACUGUCGCUGGUGCAGCUCCUUCUUCAACCAACAGGAAGCGUGCUUGCUGGAGGGUGAGACGGACAUCUGGUUUUUCUACCUCUGAGUCACGACCCACCCCUCCUCACUUGACCUCAGCUAUGGCAGAAAAUAUUCUGGCUGCUGCAUGUGAGAGCGAAAGCAGGAAAGCAGCAAAACGGAUGCGACUGGAAACAUAUCAGCUGCAGGAUGAACCUAUUGCACUAGAUAAACACACUCAACAAGCCAGGGAGACGGCUCAGCUCGCACACACCACUUACUCACUGCCAGCUGCUUCCUACUCACAAGAUCAGAUGUAUAUCAACGGAGGACUGAACUACAGUUACCGUGGUUACGGAGGGAUAGGAGGUGGACUGCAGACUUCUUUGCAGACUGGCACCCUCAGCAAUGGUCCAACAGAUCUCAGCAUGAAGGCACUGGCCUCAAACUCAACUUCAUCCAACACAAACAACAGGAGUGUACCAGCAGCACAGCUCAGUCCAACAGAAAUUAAUGCGGUUCGGCAGCUCAUCGCUGGCUACAGAGAGUCAGCGGCCUUCCUCCUCCGCUCCGCAGAUGAACUGGAAAACCUCAUUUUACAACAAAAUUGACUCUUGUCAGCACAGUCCUAAUGAUAAAACCCCACGUCCUGUAGUUACCCAGUUCAAAACUGGAAAUUGGGAGGAGAUUCCUCGUUACAAGAUGGCCAUUAACCCAUUGCUGCUAUGGAAGUGAUAAUGCCACCAACCUUUAACCUCAGACCUUCAUCAGGACCGAGUGUGUGAGUGUGUAUGUCUUCAACCCAAGGACCUCAUUCACCAGAGUAUCUUCGUUUUCUUAGCUGGCAGCAUAAACUGAAAGAUUUGACAUGUGCAAGGACUCUGCUCCUUUCAUGGGCAGCUGCAAGUUCCUGGCCAGUUACCAUACAAAACCCACAUAGCAUUCAAUUCCCAGGUGCAAUACCUAGUAACGCUGCUAAUAGAAAUAACCUAGUCUGGGCCUUCUGGAAGAACAAUUGAGCAGAGGAGUUAAUCUCUUUUGGUUUGCGUUCAUUCUGGUCAUCAGUUUGAAGUAUUAUGAGGAUAGUAGCAUCAAUUGUACAUGCAUUAUUAAAUUAAUUUAGAAAAUCUUAGUGCUAACUUUUUUUGCUCCUUUUCAGAUCUAAUAAUUUAUCUACUAAUGAGUAUCCGCAGUGAAGUCUACAAUACAUUUAUGGAGGUAACCACUGGGGAUCCACACCCAAUAAAACGUCCUGGUAUUAAAGCUGAUUAUGUAUUGAAUAACAUAGGGUUAAAGGUGGAUAGGUAGAAGGAUUUUAGGGUGAAAUUUGUGAACAAGAGAUAUAAGCAUGAGUGUGUUUAUGAGUCCAAGGUGGUGAAAUAUCACACGUUUAACUACAAUUAGUGGAGUGCACUUUUUAAGAUAUGCAGCCCUUUUUGUGCUUGCCUGUACAUAUGGAUUGGUAUAUCAGGUGAAUGACAAUACAGCCUGGUGCUAGUUUAUUAAUAUCGGAGAAUUCUAAUGCAUGUUCUGAUGUCAGAAUAUGCCCGAUAGAGAAUAUAGAAUUUGUAGCCUGUAAUUAUGUUAUUUUAUACAAUGUCAGCAGGGUAGGUAUUCCUUAGAAACAUUCCAUAAGUCUACAAAAUUCCACUUCUGUCAUUAUUGUUUCAUAGCUGCCUCUCUUAUUAGCAUAUUCAACUGGCUGUAGCAUAAAUGCAGAGUCAGGAUCCAGCUUGACUCCAAAGAGAACCGGAGUGCAACUGCCUAGAGAGAUAACCCUACCAUACCUGUUUGAGACAAUAGAGUUGAAAUCCAUUCAGUAACAAAGAAAGUAUUAAAAAAGUGCCCUGGCAUGCCUUAGACUUAUUGGACACCUUUUAAAGUCAUCAUAUUGUGUAGGUGCUGACACACUCUCUAACAUUUAAAUUUAACUGCUGAGAGAGGAGUUCUGUGCACACAGUUGUAAGUAUACAUUUACAGGGUUCUCUCCUGGGCAAGAGAAAAAGUUUCAGCAAGUUAUUGUAAACUGACGAUAUAAAUGCGGCUCGAGGGUACAUUUUGCAGCUAGUUAAGCACUUAUUCAUUAUUGUAGGUAAACCGCAAAGCCCAGUUGCAAUCCAUCAUCUCAUCAACUUUGGAUAUUUUUCACUUCAUUCACAGUUAAAUGCUUGAUCUCAAAUCCUGCAAGAUUAGGUUAGUGUAUCUUCAGCAAAUCAAAGUGCAUCAUGAAAACUUUCAGAACUCAGGUAGCAAUUUAUACCAACGUAAAUUUUUUACUAUUUUUUUAAAAAGUGAAUACUGUGAAACAGGAGAUGUUUUGUCAUUUUAUACUUUUCUCUAUUUCUGCUUUUUAAUAGUUACCAUUAGCAACUUAAAAUAAUUAUUGUAGAUCUUUAUAUUGUUAGAAAUAAGCACUGUGUUUGGAAAGUUACAAAUUAAAUUUAGUUCUCAAAAGGUUAAAAAAUUGCUUCGCUGGCACCAAGCUGUAUAAAAUAUUUGAAUAAGAUGGCUCCAGGAAGACAUUAACCUAUAUUUAAGUUCAUUUCACUGUUCGAGUUUCUUUCAGGUUAAAGAAACCCAUGGAUUACCAGAGUCUUGUUCUUUACGUUCGUGGGUAAAUUUAUAAACUUUGCAGAAAUGUGUACCUGAGAAAAAGUAUCUUACUCAUGCUAACAGUUAACUUUUUAUAGAAGAGAAUGGGGCUGCCCACACAAAAUACAGCCUAGCAAGAUGUGAAAGUUGGUAGAUCUGCAUCCAAAUGCCACUUGCAUGAAUAGGUUGUUUGCUUUCCAAAGAACUCUCAAAACCUGCUGACUGGAAAAUCCACAAUUUUGCUUGGAGGACCCAGUAAAGGAUACAUCUUUAAAUAAAAAGGGUCACAUUCCUAUAACUUUAAACCAUACCUAGACUAGUAGAUUUGUCCUAGCUUGCUGUCUGCACUUAAAAUUUACCCUACCUUUGGAGCAAAACCUCAGUUGCACUUCGUCAAAAGAUUGCUUAAGACUGCUGUUACCCAGAUAUGAUUAAAUAUGCUGGUUACUAACCUUUAGCCACUCCUAUAAAAAGACUAAGAGAUACCUCUACCUCAGUUUUCCCUUCACUAUUAGUACAUGUUAAAUAUCAGCUGUAAAGUAAAAGUCAAAUCACACAAAGAUCUACAUCACCGUGAAUUGAAACUAAUGUCAAUCCUCAUACAAUGACUGAUCCAGAAAACAAUUAGCUUGAGAUGUUAAACAAAAACAGAAUUAAUUCUGUUUUUGUUUUGGAUUUCCAGCAUCCGCAGUUUUUUUGUUUUUAUAGCUUGAGAUGUUGCUUGCUUACUCUUCCCCUGCCUGUCAAUAAGUUAUUUCUUUCACUUCACUUCUCAAAUCACAUCUGAAGAGUACGAAUAAACUAUACAUUGGAAUUUAGCUACUUGAUUAAGAGAGCAUUGAAAGUUUGCAGUGUUGCUUUUAAUAUUCGGUAUUUCCCAUUGAACAAACCUCAAUACCAAUUAAAUUUUAUUGUACAGGGGAAACCUUUUCAAAUCCAUGCUAAUUUUGAAAUGUAAUGCUUAUUCACUCAAUAACAAACUUAGUGAGGAAAUAAAUGAUCAUAACACUGAUAAGUAAUGCACGUUAGAUUUUUGAUACUAAUAGUUUAGGUGCUACUGCACACCCCUAAUACUGUGAGAUAAAUUAUAGUUACAUGUCUUUUUGAGCUCCAACCAUCCAACAUCUUGUGAAUGAAGACCAAAACAAUACAGCAAUAUUGCCUAGAUAGUAAACAAGUGUAAACCUUAAACAGAAACAUUCCUCACCCAGGUCAUCAUCCGUUUUGGAUCAAAAAGAGUGAUCCACAUAAUUUUUAAAAUGGUGAAAAAUUAGGAACAGUGGAGGUUCAAAGAGCUCAUGUACAUAAAUUACUAAAGUGUAGUGGUCAGGUACAAAAAUAAUCAAAGGCUAAUGUAAUGUUAGCCUAUAUAUCUCGAGGGCUAGACUAUAAAGAGGAGGAAGUUUUUCUACAUCUGCACAAGGCCCUGGUUCUACCACAUCUGAAUUCCACUGUACAGUUCUGGGCACCGCACGUUAAAAAAAUAUAUAGGCUUUGAAACGAGGGAAUUACAAGGGCUUGCAAGGGUUAAAUUAUGAGAAUUUACAUAAACUUGUAUUAGGCUUGUAUUCACUGGAAUAGAUAAGGCGUAGAUUUUGAAAGUAAUUGAUAGGAUAGAUAGAGAGAAACAUUUCCUCUGGUGGAGAAGUCUCAGACAUGGGACGUGGCCUUAAAAUCAGAACCAGGCCAUUCAGGAGAGAAGUUAGGUUAACAUUUCUUCACACAAAGCAUGGUAUAAGUGUGGACUCUCGCUCACAAAAAGAGUGGAUGCCGGCUCAAUUAAUAAACUUGAAUCUGAAAUUGAUAGAUUUUUUUUCUUGCUAAAGGUAUUAAGGCAAUUUGAAAGGAAAAUUAGGACACAUCAGCAAUGACCUCAUUGAAUGGAAGAACAGGCUCGAGAGAUUGAAUGGCUUACUCCUGUUCGUAUGUUGCUACCAUAAUGCCAUUCUGAGAACCAUUUAUUUGUUCAGUCAAAAUUUCUACACAACUAUAUAAUCUGUUGGACCAUUUAGCAUUCACUAUCAGGUAGAUUUUCAAGUUUGUUUCAAUGUUAUUAAAUUAAAAAAACCUUUAUUAAAAUAAGCGCUCCUUCAUCGAUACUGAAAAUGCUACUAUCCUCAUAACAGCUAAAUUGUACAGACCAAUGGCACAAAUGGAUUUUGAACCAGUGGUCAUUUCCACCACUGUGAUACUAUGUUGAAAUGCGAUGGAAGCUUACUAUAACCUCAUUCGUAUACUUUCGGGACCUCUUUCAGGCUGCAGAGCAGGUAUCUGUUCUCUGCCCUCUGUUUUAUGCUAAUUGUCCAUGUGAGUGAUUUGUAUAUGACACAAAGUUACUUUUCUUCGUAGUGGGGGGUGGGGGUGGGUAUAUUUUUCUGUACAGGAUGUCGCUAAAUUUUGUUGUGGGUUGUUGUCCUUAGCAGUUCCAGAAAAAAAAAUAGGCAAAAGACAAUCUUAGCCCCCUUUGAUGCUGUGAUUUACUUUUUCUUAAGUGCAGCUAUUGAGUAAAACUGGGGGACCACUAAGUAUUUUUCAGCCAUAACUUAAAGUCACUGAAAUGUUGUUGCACAAUGAUAAUGAGUAGUUCUGAGGACUGUGUGUAAUUAUACAGUCAUCAUUCAAAGAUCUUAACCCUUUGAGUGCUUUUUUUUUAAAAUAAAUUCUUGUUGUUAGGCUGUUUACCUUGUUGAUCUACUGAACUAUUGCACCCUUAUGCAGAAAAUGCUGACCACACGGAUAACAUUUUCUGAAUGGAAACCAUUCCAGUGGCACUGAACAAUGCUAGCUGUCCUGCUGCAGAAAUAAUUUCCUGUAGGAUUCAGAGGGUUAAUAACCAUUAAUUGGCUAGAAUUUGAUUAUUAUACAAUUACAAUCAGCAAAUUAACUGGACAUUGUUAACAAACAACAAAAUAGCGGUGCUUUCGAUUUAUUUUGACUGGGAAGAGGAGAAUCCGGUUCCUUAACUGUUUGUACCUAAUACCAAUGUGAACUUUGUAUUUCCUUCUGAUUUUUGACUCAGUGAAAGUGUGGCUGUUUACAUGUACAGAUUUUGCGAUUUUCUUGUGUUCUCCAAUACCCUGUAUUAAUGCUGUAGAGAAAAAAAACAAAAUAACCCAAAUUCUUUUAAUAUUUAUUGCAUAUACACAGUGAAUACGUUUUCCAAUACAUGUGGCUAAUAUUUUGAUUCUUCGUGUUGAUAUAUGUAAAGCAACUGAGUUCUUUGUAUUUUCUGUUUGCUAAAUGAAUAGCAUGGGCAGUUCUACUUACAUAUCACUUUAAUUAUGAACCAAUGAUCUUGCUGGAGCUGUCAAUAUGGUGUCAAACUAGCAAAAUGCAUUGGUUUCAUUAUACUCUAUGGAAUAUUCUUUGAAUUAUAUACAUAUAUGAGAUGGAGUACUAAUAAAACCAAUAUGCUGUGUAUCAG
This is a messenger RNA of Carcharodon carcharias (great white shark), 7013 nucleotides long. RefSeq names its product nucleolar protein 4-like b (gene nol4lb). The transcript is spliced from 9 exons. The coding region runs from base 160 to 1608 and encodes 482 amino acids. Lineage: Eukaryota; Metazoa; Chordata; Chondrichthyes; Lamniformes; Lamnidae. The record is from RefSeq and is a predicted model, not a curated record.